CACCAUCCUCUAACGAUGCCCAUCCACAUCAUCGCAAAGGUUGCAACCGAGGGUCCAUCCUCCAUCCCGUUCGGUUGGGCCAUUAUAAAAGCUGCACCCGUUCUUGCAGUACUAUACCUGCUGAAAUGGUACUUCAAUGGCGCAACGAAUGGGUCCGAGAGGAACAUGCACUCCAAGGUGGUCAUGGUGACGGGAGGUACCGCUGGUAUAGGUGCUGAGGUGGUGAAAGGGCUUGCACAACGCGGUGCACAGAUCGUUCUCCUCGUCCGACAACCACUUUCCGAUCCUUUCCUCGUCGACUAUAUCGAGGAUCUACGCUCACAGACGAACAACGAGCUCAUCACAGCCGAGAAUGUCGACCUCGAAUCGUUUCACAGUAUACGGCUGUUCGCUACAAAGUGGGUAGACAACGCGCCACCGCGUCGACUAGACAUGAUCGUUCUCUGCGCCAACACGAUGACGCCGCCAGGAGGAAAGGCAACAAUGACUGAAGAUGGACUCGAGGCGACAUGGGGGCUCAACUACCUAGCCAACUUCCACUUGCUGAGCAUUCUCAGCCCCGCCUUGCGCGCUCAGCCUCCGGACCGAGACGUGAGGAUUAUAAUCGGAACAUGUGCAGCGUAUGUGGGUGGAAAACUGCCGAAUCUUGACUCCAAGUCGAGUGCAACAAAGUCGAAGAAAGAUGCGAAGACGGAGCCCGAACAGAUUGGUUUCACGCCUGCUGCUGUAUACGCAACCUCGAAGCUCGCUCUCAUGACGUUUGCUGUAGCCUUCCAAAAGCACCUCUCAAACUAUGCUCGCCCAGAUAAACAGCCAAUGAAUGCCCGCGUUAUUAUAGUUGAUCCAGGCUGGACGCGCACACCCGGUAUGCGCCGCUUUCUCACCUUCGGAUCGCUUUGGGGGUUGGCUUUAUACCUCAUCACUUGGCCGCUGUGGUGGCUGGUGCUCAAGAGCGGAGACCAAGGCGCGCAAACCUUCCUGUACGCGGCUAUGGAAGCACAAUGGGGACGGGGCGAAGGGGGAUACUUUUUGAAAGAGUGCACUAGGUUCAAGUGGACGAGGAAGGAGAUUGACGAUGAGGUACUGCAGAAGAAGUUAUGGGAGAGCAGUGGAAAGACGAUUGAAGUGCUGGAGAAGGAGAGUGCGAAGAGGAGGGCGGUUGAAAAGAAAGAGGCGGAAAAAUCUGCGGGCAAAACGACGGCGAAGGAUGCCAACGGAGAAGCAAAGCAGAGGAAGGGAAAAUAGAGCUGGUAGCAGAGAUCAGUUUUCUGUAAAAUAGAACGAUAGCCAAACUUGACUAUAGUCCUCAUCCCUCCUCAACAUCUGCUCAAUCGAUUAGUUGUAAUAGCACAUUGCUACGGACCGACACUCCCCAUCCGUCAUCAAAGUGAUCUUCCUUGGCAGAUAUUAUAUAGCACUCACGUGUCAUAGAGAAAUUCGCUAUAGAAGCUUUUCGACAUCAC
This is a messenger RNA of Cucurbitaria berberidis CBS 394.84, 1463 nucleotides long. Its product is annotated as oxidoreductase-like protein. Lineage: Eukaryota; Fungi; Ascomycota; Dothideomycetes; Pleosporales; Cucurbitariaceae. The coding region runs from base 16 to 1245 and encodes 409 amino acids. The record is from RefSeq and is a predicted model, not a curated record. The transcript is spliced from 2 exons.